Molecule: messenger RNA, 1846 nt
Organism: Magallana angulata
Lineage: Eukaryota; Metazoa; Mollusca; Bivalvia; Ostreida; Ostreidae
Product: pineal opsin-like
Exons: 3
Coding region: 22-984 (320 amino acids)
Biological process (GO): G protein-coupled receptor signaling pathway
Cellular component (GO): membrane; photoreceptor outer segment
Molecular function (GO): G protein-coupled receptor activity
Source: RefSeq, a predicted model, not a curated record
GGCUGGACAAGGGAUGCACAAAUGACCGAAGCAGAAAUGGAUCUGUUGUUAAGUCAUUUAUACGGAGCUCUAUACUUGUUCAUAAGUUUAGCCUCUAUUCUUAUGAAUGGGAUUUUGAUCAUCCUUCUAGUCAGACAAAAAUCGAGAAACACUUUCGCUGUUCUUCUACUUGGGCUGUGCAGUGUGGAUUUUUUCAUGUCUGCCUCGGGAACAUUCAUCACAGGUCUUGCUUAUCUUGUCGGUUCUUAUCUUCUCCGUUUUCCAGUCUGCCAAGUCCAAGGGGUUGUAAUGACAUUUUCGGGAUUGUCGCAGAUCGCUGUUCUUUCCUCCAUCUCGUUUACUCGUUACGUCAUAAUCACCAACCCGAACUUUAAACUGCGGGCAUGUCAUGCCCGAAGGAUAUUAUAUGGAUGCUAUGGGUACUGCCUUGCUGUAGCUCUUUGUCCAGUUUUAGGAUGGAAUACAUACCUGCCAAAUGAAGCCGGAGUGUCUUGCGAGCCAGUAUGGGACAGCAAUUCGCGAGGGGACAGGUCCUUCAACAUAUUCAUGAUUGUGACCUGUUUCCUUUUCCCGCUUCUUAUCAUCUGUGUAUCGUACUCAAAGAUCAUCUUAGCGGUAAAAAGACAAUCAAAACUCCAUACUCGCAGCAGGAAAUUACAUGUCAGCUACACGAUCUUGAUCAUGAUAGCCUUUUUUCUGUUGUCCUGGGCUCCUUACACUAUUUACGCUGUACAUCAAAUGACAACGAAUACACUGUCUAUGGGUUAUAAAACCGUUAGUGUACCUGGGCUAUUCGCCAAGUCGUCCGCCAUGUGGAACCCACUCAUUUACUUUCUGCGCGAUUCUGAGUUCCGGAAAAUGUGUCGGCAACGUUGUGGAUUCUACAAUUUUUUCUUCGCCAAACGAAGAUCGGUUAACCUUACCAGAAAGGAUACAACUCUUCAAACUUUGGUAUCUUCCCCGGAUAGGAAGUCCCAAGUGUAAAUUGGUGCUUGUUUUAUUUUUCAUGUUUAUAAGCUUAAUCAGUUUUUUGGUACUUUUUCCCGAUCUCACGUCUCAAGUGUAAAUUGGUGCUUGUUUUUUCAUGUUUAUAAGCUUACGAUCAGUUUUUUUCUCUUCAGAUUUUUAUGCUUACGAUCAGUUUUUUGGUAUCUUCUCCCGAUCAGGAGUCUUAGGUGUAAAUUGGUGCUUGUUUUUUUUUUCAUGUUUAUAAACCUACGACCAGGUUCUUGUUAUCUUCUCCGAAUCGAGAGUCUCUAGUGUAAAUUGGUGCUUUUUUUCAGUUUUUUAAGCUUACGAUUAGUUUUUCAGUAUGAUCUUCUCCCGAUCGGGAGUCUUAGGUGUAAAUUGGUGCUUGUUUAUUUCAUGUUUAUAAGCUUACAAUAAGGUUUUGUUGAGUCAAGAAUUACAUAUGUACAUAUUUUUCAUAUUUUAUCAAAUUUUGAAAUGAUAUUCGUUAUCUCUAGCCAUCUAACAACAUCUUGGGUUUGUUAUAAUUGUCAUUUUCUCAAAUUUAAGAUGUGUGAAUAAUUUUGUUCAUUUCAUGUAUUAUAUUAAUAAUUAAUUAGCUUCAUCAUUUAAACCAACAACUUGAUGAGCAUAAUUGAUCUUAACUGAAUUCUAACUGAAUAUACAUUACCUAGCAAAUUCAGUUCAUGGUCUUAAGGUACUCGUAAAUAACACGACGAAAUGAGAUGUCUGGAUCUGUGUCUGUCUUCAGUGUGUAGUGAUCGCAAGAAUGACAUGUCUUAAUAUGAUCGUAAGUAUGUCAAUGAAAUUGAAAACACUUUCUUAUCGUGAUUGUAAGAUUGUCAACAAAAUAUGAAUAAAUUUUAUAGUAAAUGAA